CUUGUUUUAGUACCACAUGGCAGGGCUGACUAGUUACAUGAGAGUCCGGUGUGUUGUGUAGGCAGAGAUUAACUACAGAGAUAUAUAUUUUAUGAGUAUUUCUCGUCUGUAUAUACAUAUAUAAAUAAAAAUGUCGCAGGUACAAGCGCGGUUCUUCACGGAAAACAAAAAGUAUGUUGUAGAUGAUGUCCCAUUCUCAAUCCCAGCUGGUUCUGAGGUACAGGACCUCAGCAAUGUCAUCAACAAGCUGCUGGAAGCUAAAAAUGCGUCUCAUACCGCAGUGGAGUUUGACUUCCUUAUCAAGGGUCAGUUCCUGCGAACGCCCCUGUCCACUCACAUGGAGACAGAAGGCAUAUCCACGGAAGAUGUGGUGGAGAUAGAGUACGUCGAACGGAUAACGGCUCCAGAACCAGAGGAGUGUAUGAUGCACGACGAUUGGAUCAGCUCCAUAGAUGCAGAUAACGAAUGGAUACUAACAGGCUCAUACGACAAGACGGCCAGGAUUUGGUCCGUGGAAGGCAAAGCGGUCAUGACAGUGGCGGGACACUCAGAUGUUGUCAAAGAUGUAGCCUGGGUCAAGAGAGACGGUCUGACUUCUCUGCUUCUGACGGCUUCUCUCGACCAAACCGUGCUGCUUUGGGAGUGGAACUCAGAGAGGAACAAGGUGAAAGCCAGACACCGCUGUCGGGGGCACACGGGGAGCGUUGAUACUGUUGCCACAGACCCCACCGGCCUAAAGUUCUGCAGCGGCUCCUGGGACAAAAUGUUGAAGAUUUGGUCUGCAGUUCCCACAGAGGAGGAAGACGAGGUUGAAGAGCCUGCUGACAGACCAAGGAAGAAGCAGAAGACUCAACAGUUAGGUCUCACCAGGACUCCCCUGGUGACAUUAUCUGGACACAACGAAGCAAUCUCUUCUGUCUUGUGGAGCGACAGUGAAGAGGUGUGCAGUGCAUCAUGGGACCACACCAUCCGUGUUUGGGACGUGGAGACAGGAGAAAUGAAGACCACACUGACUGGCAGUAAAGUCUUUAACUGUGUAUCCUACUCACCUCUGUGUCGACGGUUGGCGUCGGGCAGCACCGACAGACACAUCAGACUGUGGGACCCUCGCACCAAAGACGGGUCGCUGGUGCUGCUGUCUUUGACCUCCCACACUGGCUGGGUCACCGCUGUGAAGUGGGCGCCGUCACACGAGCACCAGCUGGUCUCUGGUUCCCUUGACAACCUGGUGAAACUUUGGGACACAAGAAGCUGUAAGGCUCCUCUGUAUGACCUAGCAGCCCAUGAAGACAAGGUGUUUUGUGUGGACUGGACAGAAAGUGGGCUGAUGUUGAGCGGCGGCGCAGACAACAAGCUGUACACAUACAGAUACUCAGCCUGUCAGACGGAUGCCGGGGCGUAGGCUUCAAGAAACCCACCUCAGCAAUCACAGCAGACAUAACUACUAAAUAAUAGUGUUAACUAUUUUGUACUGAAUACGUCUCUGUUUGUUCGUGUUCUCCCUGGUAUUUUAUCUCAUCUCUAUUUUUACACUCAGUAACUCCCAGAUUGUUUUUCUUUUCUUGUAUCCCAGAAAAACUAAAUUAAUUUUGUCUCCAAAAAUGUCUUUUCUGUUUCUCUCAUUUGUGAUUAAUUUUAGGAGUUUUUUUCUUGGUUUCAUGGUCUAAAAUAACGGAAAUGGUUUUACAAUAGCAUUUUUUGGUUGACAGAGGCAUUUCAAAGGAAUAAACCAUGUACUUCCUUGUGUUUUUGUUGCAACAAAAACAAAAAACUGUUAUCUUAAUUAAAAAUCAGACUUUUUCCUCCUCUGACUGGUUUGACCAAAGAUAUGGAAAAAUAAAGAGCUCUCACUUUG
Messenger RNA from Cheilinus undulatus (humphead wrasse), 1855 nucleotides. RefSeq names its product WD repeat domain 12 (gene wdr12). The transcript is spliced from 13 exons. The coding region runs from base 131 to 1402 and encodes 423 amino acids. Lineage: Eukaryota; Metazoa; Chordata; Actinopteri; Labriformes; Labridae. Gene Ontology annotation, biological process: maturation of LSU-rRNA from tricistronic rRNA transcript (SSU-rRNA, 5.8S rRNA, LSU-rRNA); maturation of 5.8S rRNA from tricistronic rRNA transcript (SSU-rRNA, 5.8S rRNA, LSU-rRNA); ribosome biogenesis. The record is from RefSeq and is a predicted model, not a curated record. Gene Ontology annotation, molecular function: protein binding. Gene Ontology annotation, cellular component: preribosome, large subunit precursor; PeBoW complex.